Messenger RNA from Salvia hispanica, 1360 nucleotides. RefSeq lists its product as uncharacterized. The record is from RefSeq and is a predicted model, not a curated record. NCBI's taxonomy places the organism in Eukaryota, Viridiplantae, Streptophyta, Magnoliopsida, Lamiales, Lamiaceae.
CAUUUUCAUUCAAGAACUCAUAUGGUUCAAAUAUUUGUGGGUUAUUUCUAAUCAUUUAUUUGAGUUGAGAGAGGUCCCAAAAAAUGGGGGUUCAUUCCCUAUGUCAGAGCUUCUUGUUCUUGUCUUUAAUAUUGUUUGGUGCAGUGAAUUUGUGCAGUGCAGAUGACAAGACUUUUGAGGUUGUUGGAACCACUGAGUGUGCUGAUUGUAGCCAGAAUAACUUCAAGUCUUCUCAGGCAUUUUCAGGACUUCGCGUGACCAUCGACUGCAAGCUCGAAAACGGCGACGUCAAGCGGUUCGGAUCCGGGGAGGUCGACGAGCAAGGCAAGUUCAAGGUCGCCCUCGCCCAAAAGCUCAACGACAAAUGCUACGCGCAGCUCCACAGCGCGGCCGCCCUCCCAUGCCCCGCCCACAACGACAUUGAGGCUUCCAAGAUCGUCCUCAAGUCAAAAACCAACAGCAAGACGACAUUCGCCCCGGCUAAAACCCUCCAAUUCUCAGCCACAUUGUGCUCCUCCAAAACAUUCUUGCCCUACUGGAAGCACCCUCCCCUCCCUCCCCACCCAUGGUUCAAACCUCUCCCCAAACCCACCCUACCCCCUUACACCCACCCCUGGUUCCACAAGCCCACCCCAUCACCCGUCCCCGUCUACACUCCCACUCCAAAACCACCCGUUGUUGAGCCUCUCCCGCCACCCGCCCCCGUCUACACGCCCACACCAAAACCACCCGUGUACAAACCUAAACCUAAACCACCGGUCUACACGCCUACGCCCAAACCACCGGUCUACAAGCCUAAGCCAGAACCACCAGUGUACAAGCCCAAGCCCAAACCACCAGUCUACAAGCCCAAGCCCAAACCACCAGUCCACAAGCCUAAGCCCAAACCACCGGUCUACAAGCCUAAGCCAGAGCCACCAGUAGUGAAGCCCCCGGUGAAGAAGCCAUGCCCGCCAGUCGUGGUGAAGCCACUCCCGCCACCAGUGCCCGUGUACAAGCCACCGGUGAAGAAGCCGUGCCCACCACUCCCGCCAAUCCCGAAGAUCCCGCCAAAGUACUUCCACCACCCCAAAUUCGGGCACUACCCGCCGCUGCCUCCAAGCAUCCCUCACCACCCUUGAUCAUUUUCAACAAUUAAACCGAAACUGUAAUUAGUAAUGCAUAUCAGCUAGCAAGGUGUUAUGUCUAAGCUGCCAAAUAAAAAUAUGCGUUUUCUUUAAUGAAGGAAUUAUGUGUUUGAGAUGAAAGGAAGUUUGAGUGAUAGAUCAUAGGAAGCACAUCAUUGAUCAUAUUUUAUUGGGUUUUCACCCUUUGUAUUUGUUUGAUUUGGUUUGAUAUCAGAUGUUUGUGUAUUUUCAAA